Myxocyprinus asiaticus (Chinese sucker) is the source of this 3597-nucleotide messenger RNA. RefSeq names its product glycolipid transfer protein. The transcript is spliced from 5 exons. Gene Ontology annotation, biological process: intermembrane lipid transfer; ceramide transport. Lineage: Eukaryota; Metazoa; Chordata; Actinopteri; Cypriniformes; Catostomidae. Gene Ontology annotation, cellular component: cytoplasm; cytosol; membrane. Gene Ontology annotation, molecular function: ceramide 1-phosphate transfer activity; ceramide 1-phosphate binding. The record is from RefSeq and is a predicted model, not a curated record. Bases 1637 to 2266 code for a protein of 209 amino acids.
UUUUGAUUGAAAAUGAGCAGACAAUCAGUUCAGGUGUGAAUUAAGAGCGGGCUCUGGUGGCAGUAUUAAUAAAGAGAGAAUGACAUGACUUUCUGGGUCAUUGUGAGUCAAGCCCUACCUGUGAAUGAAUUAAACAUUGCAUGUGAAUAUUUAAUGGUGACCAGAUAAUCGUGUCUAAUUGUCGUCAGAAAGACUCCCUGUUUAAACGUCUAACGUCAUUAGCUGGUUAAAGGACGUUUUAAUUAUUAACAGGGUGAGGCCCUAAACUUUCAGCAGAGAUUCAAACCUGAGCUGCUCUUUGAUUAUUGUAUUCCCUUUAAAUAGUAAAGCAGAAGUAAGAAGCGAUUCUUAACUAGAAGGAAAAAGCAAAAGAUCUAGAUUUUUUUUUUCUACCUUGUAUUAAAUAGUUAACCUGAACCUUUUUUAUCUGCCUAUGAAGGUAAUCCAUAGAGAAGUAAUUUAUAGCUUGUUUUUCAAUAGACUUUAUACAGAGUAGCACCAUACAGUAUAAUAGAUAUGAGAUAUAUAGAAUGAAAACGAGGCUGUGAGGGAUUGAACUACAGUCAGAGACUAUUUUCCCCCGAGACGGUACACUUGUAUUAAAACGAACAGAAGAAAUUGGAAUUCCCAAUAUGGCUGAUGUAGAAAGGAAGUCCCGCCUUACAGGUAAAAAAGCCAAUCACAUUUUACAGUAGAUACAGAUAUUGCUUGUCAGUCAACUUGGAAAUGCUCAUGUGCAGAAGCUGGACCAGGCUGAAAAAUAAAAAUAAAAAGAUAGCGUUUUUAGCGUGUUCUGAGCCGAAGAAGCACAAUUUAUGAUACCAUUGUUGUCAGAUUGAACUGCUGAUUUGAAAUGUGUAUUUUGAUCGUAAUAACGACCAAACGUUUGGGAGUUUUCUGUCUUUUCUCAUUCAAUUGUAUAGGAACUGUACUUUUAUGCCACUUGUCUCCAUGAAAAAUAGCUGCCAGAGAGCAUUCAAAGUUGGCCACAGAGUGGACUGGCUUGCCAUGAAACAGCUUUGUCACAGUCUCUUCAAUGUCCCAGAUAGAUCACAUCUACUUUUCACAAAUUUUUGCUUACAUACUAAAAAUUGUUUGGAAACAUUUUUAAAAAAAAAAAAUGUCUUCAAAGUUUCGUCAGCAUACCGAUUUAAACAACAGUUAUACACAUCCCUCACAGCCUCGUUUUCAUUCCAAUUAAAAAAUAAAUAUGCCGCAAUAGUUUGCUUCUGUAAUAGUUAGAGAAAAUAAAUGCAGAUUGGUCUGGAAAAUCAAAACUUGGUGGAAGCCUUUUCAUGGGAUAGCGCAUCUUCAGCUGAAAUCAUAAUCAGUUUAUAAACGAUAAACGUUAACAGUUUUGGCCCCGCCUCCAGUGAUGUGAUUGGCUCUUCCGCACCCACCUGUUGAACGUUUCCGCGAAGAGUUCGCAUGUAUUUGCAUAAAGGGGCGGUUCAGGGGGCAGUCCAACUGUUCAGCGCCACAAGUAGCAGAAGAACUGGAAUAGUAAAAGAGCUGUCUGUCCGGUGGAAGUUCCGGGUUCUGUCUUUAAUUCCUUCUUUGUUGUCCUCGUCUUAUUUUGUCGGCAAAAAAAUAAAAUAAAAUAAAAUAAAAUAAUUUUGGCCAACUUCAGGUAAACAUGGCUCUUCUAAUGGAGCACCAGUUCCGGCAACUUCCAGCCGACAAACAAGUGGAAACCCGGCCGUUUCUUGAGGCAGUGUCUCAUCUUCCUCCUUUCUUCGAUUGCCUUGGUUCUGCAGUUUUCUCCCCUAUCAAGGCUGAUAUUGCGGGUAACAUAACUAAAAUCAAGGCCGUGUAUGACACCAACCCCACCAGGUUUAAAACCCUGCAGCAGAUUUUGGAAGCAGAGAAGGAGAUGCAUGGAGCUCAGUGGCCAAAAGUAGGAGCAACACUUGCCCUCAUGUGGCUAAAAAGGGGUCUUCGCUUUAUCCAGGUUCUUCUCCAGAGCCUCGUAGAUGGGGAAAAGGAUGAAAACAACCCUAACCUCAUCAGAGUCAAUGUCACCAAAGCGUAUGAGAUGGCUUUGAAGAAAUAUCAUGGCUGGCUUGUUCAAAAGCUCUUUAAAGCAGCACUAUAUGCAGCUCCAUACAGGUCAGAUUUCCUCAAAGCUCUGUCUAAAGGGCGAGAGGUUAAGGACGAAGAAUGCUUGGAUAAAGUACGGCAGUUCCUCGUAAACUUCACAGCUACUGUUGAUGCCAUUUAUGAAAUGUACACCAAGACGAAUGCAGAGCUGGACUACACUGUGUGAUCUCUCUUUCACAAACGAGCAAACUUCAAACAUCACCUUCUGCUCUCCCAGCGGAUCACUGUUGCCUCCUAUUAGACAACUCUGUCUCCUCAUUGGACCAUUCUUCUCUCCCACUGGAUCAUGCAUCUCUGCAGUGUUUGGUUUUGCUUUCCCUUGGGGGACAAUUAAGGUCCAGGCUGCUGAAGACUUUUUGUCUGUCAUUGUACCGCUUUUAUCUUAAGCUGAUGAUUAAGCUUUGGCCUUUCUUUAAAAAACAGUGUUCUGAAAAAUCUCAGUUUGCAACUUGUUGAGAACUUGUUUUAUCUGUCACUCAUAAUCAUUUUUGGUUCUGGUUUAUUUUUAUUACACAUGCACUUGGUGGACAUGUGUAUUAGUUGUGUACUGUAUGUGUUCAUUUACUCAGACAACAACAGACUGCAAAUUAAGGUUUUAAUUAAAACAUUUCUAAUCCUUGCAUUCUCUUUAACCAAAUAUCUGACACUGACCGCAUUGCUGUAAUUUUUACUUUGAUCUGUUUUAUGAAAAAGAUAAAUACUUGAAUGUGAACUGUUUAACAUGAAAUGCAAAGAAAUGAUGAAGCCACUCUAUUUAGUGGUAAAAGUGUUAAAUUCUACAAGACAUUCUAUGUUGACAGGAAUGACUGAUAAUCUUCAUAGACUUAUGCCAUAUCCUACAUAUUCAGUUGAAAACUCAGCUUUCCGUUGCCUGAUGUCAUCAUUUUCAAAAGUAUGCGGAACUACAGAACAUUUUAAUUUUCUGGGAAGUUCAAACGUUGCAAAAUCAAUGUGUUUUCAACUGAAUAUGUAUAAGAGUGGAUGUGGCCUUAAGCGGACUUGUGUUUAUUUGUAUAAUGUAAUGGAGCGUUGUUGAUUUUUUAAUUUUUUUAUUUCCUAAAUAAUCAAAGGCUAGAAUUAUAUGAACUGUUUAGAAAUAUAUGUUAAUUUAUUUCAACCCUGUCUUGACCCUGUUGAGAACCAAUGACUCUAACACUGAAAAACAACAAUAAUUCUCUAAUGUCAUACAUUUCAGUUCUGUCACAUCUGACACCAAAGCAGCAGCAGUGAUUUCACUGGAUACAUUCUGGAGAUUUUAUUUUAACCAAUGGAUGUUUCAGUGAAAGUCUGAAAAGAAAAGAUACUGAUUCCGAUUAUCUCAUUGUCAUAGAGGACAGACAAAACAAAAGCAGAGCCCUACAAGACUCAGUGUGGUUGUAUGAUGCAUUCAGGCGCUGUUUCGCUUUUCCACUGCAAUGUAUCCUCUUAUUGUGUCUUACAUUGAUCAUAGCAUGUGUAGCAUAUUUCAAAUCUAAUUAAAAGCAUGUCCUCGCAUAA